Messenger RNA from Pseudogymnoascus verrucosus, 219 nucleotides. RefSeq lists its product as uncharacterized. Bases 1 to 219 code for a protein of 72 amino acids. Gene Ontology annotation, molecular function: ion channel inhibitor activity. The record is from RefSeq and is a predicted model, not a curated record. NCBI's taxonomy places the organism in Eukaryota, Fungi, Ascomycota, Leotiomycetes, Thelebolales, Thelebolaceae. The transcript is spliced from 3 exons. Gene Ontology annotation, cellular component: extracellular region.
AUGAAGUUCUACGUCGCCGCUACCAUUCUUGCUCUCACUGUUGGCGCCAUGAGCGUGGCGGUCCCCGAAGGCUUCAAUGAGGCCCUGAAUGUGGCAGUCCGUGAGGCCGUUACUAAUCCAUCCAACUCUGCAACUGGAGAAUGCAGGCCAGCGCUUCAGUCUUGCGACAGAAAUUCAGAGUGCUGUUCCAGGUUCUGUCUCCUUGGCCUCUGCCUGUGA